AGAGGCUGACUGGGAAUGGACGGGAUAGCAUAAUGCAUGGACGCUGACAUACAAGCUGUUUAUGAAUAAGUAUCUUUCUUUCUGUUCCAAUGACUUUACCUGCAGACACACGUUGAGAAGCCUCUGUAUGAGCUCCUCUCCGGCCGCCAGCAUGCACAAGCAGCAGAGCAAAGAGUCCCUGAAGGACAGGGUGAAAGGGAUUUUUGGCCUUGGACCUUCGCGUAUCCCCACUAAGCAGACGGAGAGCAAGCCCUCUGAGUUCAUCAUCACUCAGGACAUACUGAAGGAGCUCAGUCUGGAGUGUGGACUGCACAACAGAAUCCGGGUCAUCAAUCAUGUGUGUGAGUUGGCCAAGACAAAGAAGUUUGAGGAGAAUGCAGUGGAGGCAGUCUGGAAGGCUGUGGAUGACAUGCUGCAGCCGGAGCAGCCAGUCGAGGCCCGACGCGCUGUGUUACAGCUGCUGCGAGCCAUCAUCCAUGGACAAGGUGAGAGACUUGGCCCACUCCGUGCCUACUUCUUCAAGGUCAUUAAAGACUACUACCCUUUGAGUGAGGACCUAGCGGACCGCUUAGAGGUGUUCAAAGCACUUACAGAGAACGGGAAGGACAUUACCUACCUGGAGGAGGACAUAGCUGUUUUUGUGCAACUCUGGAUGAAUGUUGGCCUGACCUCAGACUUCCUUCAUGUGCUUGUCAACCUGGUCAAGUUCAACAGCUGUUACCUGGACCAGAACGUCUCUGAUAUGGUCCUGAAAAUAUGUCUGCUGUGCAACCGGACCACUUCCUCCACAGACAUAGAGGUGGCACUGCAGGUGUUGGAUGCAGUUGUGUGCUACAACUGUCUGCCCUCAGACUCCUUGCCCAGCUUCAUCAUCACUCUGUGUCGCACGGUCAAUGUCAAGGAGUUUUGUGAAUCCUGUUGGAAGCUGAUGCGGAAGGUCCUAGGGACACACCUGGGACACAGCGCGAUUUACACCAUGUGCCGGUUAAUGGAAGAUAGGGCUUAUAUGGAGGAUGCUGCUCUGCUGCGAGGUGCGGUUUUUUUUGUUGGGAUGGCACUGUGGGGUGCACACAGGCUAUCAGCACUUAAGAACACACCCACGCUGGUUCUACCCUCCUUCUACAAGGCCAUGACUUGCCCCAACGAGGUAGUCUCCUAUGAGAUUGUGCUCUCCGUUACCCGGCUGAUCAAGAAAUAUGGCAGGGAGCUGCAGGUGGUCACCUGGGACAUUCUGCUCCGUAUCAUCGAGAGGCUUCUGCAGCAGAUCCAGACGACUGGGAGCCAUGAGCUGAAGACCAUUGUUCAUGAACUCCUAACCACUGUGGAGGAGCUGUAUGAGCAGAAUGGCUACCAUGGCUCUUCAGAGCGCUUCUUUGCGCUUGUGGAGAAGUGUUCUGACAAGCGGCCCGAAUCAUCUGUGCUGACGCUCAUCUCUUACCGAGCCCAGUCCAUCCAGCCGGCAAAGGAUGGCUGGAUCCAGAGUUUACACAGGCUGGUGGAAAAGUUCUUCAGGAAUGAAAGCCGCAGCGCUAUCAGGAUCAAAGUGCUGGACGUCCUCUCGUUUGUCUUAAGCAUCAACCGUCAGAUCUAUGAGGAAGAGCUCAUCGAGAUGGUGGUGAUCCCUCAGCUGAGCCAGAUCGCUGAGGACCGUGACCUGCAUGUGCGCAAGCUGGCCACACAGCUCCUGGUGGAUCUGGCAGAGGGUUGCAGCACACACCACUUCAAUAGUCUGCUAGACAUCAUCGAGAAGGUGGCUAGUCGCUCCCUCGCCUGUCUGGGGCCUACGGAGGGUCCUGAGAAAGAUCAGUCAGGGGACGACUCUCUCAUGGAGGAUGUGAAGACGGCUGUCCUGGGCCUUCUGGAGAUCUUGCAGAGCAAGCUGUACAGCCUCCCUGCGAGCCAUGUCAGCCGCGUAUAUGAGCUGCUGAUCAGUCACCUGCAGCUGCACUACAAGAAUAAGUACACUUCCCCUGUCGCCUGCAGCAUUCGCUUACAGGUGUUUGAUUUCCUGCUGUUGAUGCGUGCAGACUCUCUCCACCGUCUCGGUGUACCCAACAAGGAUGGAGUUCUGCGGUUCAGUCCAUACUGCCACUGCGACAUGGGGGAGCCUGAGAAGCGAGCGAGCGAGAAGAAGCCUGCUGGAACGGUGUCACCCCCUGCAGGCAGCCCAGCUCCUGCAGCCCAGCCUGCAUCCAUACGCACAGCAUGCCUGCCUUACUCCCUGGCUUUCUGUACCCUUCUGCAGUGUCUGAAGUUGGAGACAGACUGGAAAGUUCUGAAGUUGGUUCUGGACAAGAUGCCGUCGACCCUGCAGUACAAAGUGUUGAUCCUCUCCUCACCCUGCAGUGUGGAUCAGCUGUGCUCCACACUCUGUUCUAUGGUAACAGACCGGCUGAUUUCGGAGCGGCUGCGCAAGACUCCAGAUGGGUUCUCGCGCACAGAUGUGCAGCUUGCCGUGGUGCCUGUGUUGACCGCUCUGGUCUCUUACCACAACUUCUUGGAGCAGUCCCGACAGAGAGAGCUGGUCCAGUGCUUGGAGGCAGGCCUGAUCUAUCGCUGUGCCAAACAGUGCGUGGUGGCACUCACUAUGUGUACGGUGGAGAUGCCCGACAUCAUGAUCAAGCUGCUGCCAGCUCUCAUUGUCAAGCUCACGCACAUCUCUGCCACCGUCACCAUGGCAUCACCCAUGCUGGAGCUCCUGUCCACACUGGUACGGCUUCCUCACCUGUACGCCAACUUUGUUGCCGAGCAGUAUGUCAGCGUGUUCGCCAUCUCGCUUCCGUACACAAACCCCUCCAAGUUUAACCAGUACAUUGUCUCCCUGGCACACCAUGUCAUUGCCAUGUGGUUCAUCCGCUGUCGGCUUCCCUUCCGCAAAGAUUUUGUGCAGUACAUCACUAAGGGCCUGCGUUCCAAUGCCCUGCUGCCCUUUGACGACACACACGAGCAGAGCAGCUUCCGUGCUCGCAGCACUAGCCUCAACGAGAGGCCCAAGAGUCUCCGGACGGCCAAAGUCGCAAAGCAGGGUCCGGGUAGCAACUCUCCCGUUAAAGAGCUGAAAGAUCUGUCGGCCAUGGACGCCUUCCGCUCCCGAAGCAUCAGUGUUUCGGAGCACGCGGUGCGCAGGAUGCAAACUUCCAUCACCACCAGCAGUCUGGGCUCGGCUGAUGAGAAUGCCAUGGCACAAGCAGAUGAUGGGCUCAAGAUGGUCCACCUAGAGCUCACAGAGACCUGUUUGGACAUGAUGGCCCGCUAUGUCUUCUCUAACUUCUCUGCCCUGCCCAAGAGGUCUCCGAUUGCUGAGUUCCUGCUGGCAGGUGGGCGCAGCCUGACUUGGCUGGUGGGCAACAAACUGGUCACCAUCACCACUAGUGGAGGGUUGCGAACCCAGGCCCUGCUGGGUUUGGACACGGCGGAGCGGUCAGGAGGAGGCGAGAUGACCAGGUCGGACCCAACCCUCCACACCAGACAGACCAAAGAAGCCCCAGCCAAGCUAGAGUCCCAGUCCAGCCAGCAGAUCAACAGGUCCAAGCGGAUCCGGGUUCGUUCUAUUUCAGGUGGCCAUGCUUUACGUGCCGGACCCACCCAAAGCUUGAGCCCCCUGGUGUCACCCUCUGAUGAGUUCUCCCCUGGGACUGGCCUGGACAGACAGGCAUCUCUUCGUGCUGAAGAUACGAGAGUAGCGGCAGCAGCCGCUCCUCCACGGGCAGCACAACGAGACAAGUCUGGCCUGACAGAUUUCGUACCCAUACUCACCCAGGGCUGGGCGGAGGUCUACAUCCGCAGACCUUCAGGUAAUACUAGCUGGCUGAUGCGCCUAGAGAACCCACCGAGUCCGUUCUCCUCGGAGCUGGGCAAUGUGCCAUUGCAGGAGCUGUCCAGCGUGCUCAUGGCCAUGGAGAGCGUCAAGGAGUCGAGCCCUCCCGAAAGCCCCACCCCUGCGGCCUCCAUCCACACUCACAAACCCUCUCUCAUCCAGCGCUCCAACACAGUGGCUUCUCUGUCCUCCCUCUGCCUCUCCGACACCCCUGGCAGGUUACACAGGAGUAUUUCCUGGGCAGACUCUGUGGUGGUCCUGGAGGAAGGGCUGCGGGGCGGGGCUGUUGAGUCACCGUCUGAGUCUCCCGAGAGUGAGGAGUUUGAAGGCAUGACCUCGGAGCCUAUCUUCAUCAGCACAGAAAAGUUCAGCCGGACACCACGGGGCCCCUACAGUAGGUCGUCGUCCAGUUCCAGUCAGGACGAGGACAAGUCUACUCUGGAGGAGGUGAGCGAGGGUGCCAUCCCCAUCGACCAGCCGCUGGCGGCGGCCUCCACCCCAGGAGCCCCGGAUAUGGACCUGCCCUUCCAGCACACGCAGACCCUUAACAAGUCCAGCUCCUCGCCAGAGCUGCAGACCCUUCAGGAGGCCUUUGCUCCUGGCUUGAUGGCAGGGUCAACCACAGCAGAGGGUCCCAGUGGGCAGUUGGAAGAUAGAGCCCCUCCUCAAGUUGAGGCAGAAGACAUCUCUGUGGGGGUGGACCCCCAACCAGAGGCUCCUCCUACGGUUACAGGAGCCACUGCCACAACUUCUACGUCAAGAAUGAAGUUGGAGUUCCCAGCCAUCCAGCCCAGCCCGCUCUCACCCAGCGGGCACCGACCUCGUGGGCACACGAUCUCUGUGUCAGCCCCCUCCCGCCGUGAGAGGAAGAUGGAGCGUGACCCGUACCACAACCGAGGGUCCGCCUCCAAUGUGGAGAAGACAUCUGGCAUCAGCCCCAGCUUCGUGUUCCUGCAGCUCUACCACUCGCCAUUCUUUGGGAAUGAAGCCAACAAGCCACUGUUGCUGCCCAAGUCUGAGCUCAUUGACAGGGCUGUCAAAGUCCUGGACCAGAUGCCCCCCUACGACACCCACAAAAUCGGAGUGGUGUUUGUUGGGCCCGGACAGGUGAACAACGAGGUGUCCAUACUUUCCAACGAGUAUGGCUCAAACAGAUACGCCCAGUUCCUCACGGGCCUGGGCAAGCUGAUCCAUCUGAAGGACUGCGACCCAGACCAGAUCUACCUGGGUGGGCUUGACCAGUACGGUGACGACGGGGAGUUCACCUACUGCUGGCAUGACGACAUCAUGCAAGCCAUCUUCCACAUUGCCACACUGAUGCCCAACCGCGAGUCUGAUAAGGGCUGUUGCAACAAGAAGAGACACAUUGGAAACGACUUUGUCAUGGUGGUCUACAAUGACUCCGGGGAAGAGUACAAAUUGGGCACCAUCAAGGGCCAGUUCAAUUUUGUUGAAGUUGUAAUCCAUCCGUUGGACUACGAGAGCAACCUAGUUACCCUGCAGUGCCGCAAAGACCUUGAGGGCCUGGUGGACACCAGCGUGGCCAAGAUUGUGUCGGACAGAAACCUACCGCUGCUGGUGCGCCAGAUGGCUCUGCAUGCCGACAUGGCUUCACUUGUCCACCAGCACCGGUCCAACCCCUCUGAGGCCUACGCCUCCAAGUGGCUCGCCCGCCUCAGGCACAUCAAGAAGAUUCGUACCCGGGCCCAGGAGGAGAUUCAGUCCCGGCCCUCUCCAGGCAUCUCGUUGACCCAGAGCCACAGCUCUGUGCAAAGCAAGACCCCUUCCUACCAGCAGGGCGGUGCGGUCGCCCCCAACCCUGAGUCAGGCCAGAGGAAGAGGCUUGUUUCCACUGUGGAUGACUUCACGGACUUUGUGUAAGAUUCAGGUGUCUUGUUGACCCUGCUCUGCCCUGUGCACACGUGCGUUGUGGGGUGUGGUAGCUGCAGGGGUGAGGUUGGGGGGCCUUCGCCUGCCUAGUUCAAAGCGCCAUAGUUUCAUCUAUUUCUUGUUGACUCUGGCUCGGAAUCCCUGUGAAAAAUUGCACAUGUACACACGUCCCCAUUGCUGACAUUGCUCUGAGCCCUGCCCCUGUAAAAUUACUUGCAUGUCACCUGGGUGUAUAAGCGCAGCACUGCCCCUCAACCCCCCUUCGUAAAAUCAGCUUUUACCAAGCCAGAUUUGGGUGAACUGAAGACCCAACUUUUUAAACGACUCUCGGAAGUUGUCACCACACACAUGUGACACCUAUCUGACGAUGUCAUAGGUCACACUGAAAAGAUGGUUACAUUUUUGAAAAUGGAAUUGUAAUGUGAAAGAACAGGACCAGACUUCAUCCAAGCACAGCAAAGAAUAAAAAUCAAUUUGACAGCUUCACAUUCAGCAUUUUUAAAGCCACAUCCAUUAAAUUCUAUGUGUUUGACAAUGACUGUUAUUACUGAAGAUAAAGGGCCGAAAGGUAUGAUGACAGCAGGUGCUUUUUCUGGCUGCUCUGACUGAAGUUCUGUGGACCAACCGAGUAGGUUGUGAGUUGCCCUUUGGGCUGGGGGGAGAGUCAAUGUAAAAAUGACAUUUUCAAGAUGUAUGUGUGUGCAAAAUAAUUAAAAUUGGCACUUGAUGAACGCAGCUGUCUGUCGGUCGGUCAGCACAGGUGACACUCAGAGGGUGUGUUCAUCCCCCCCCUUCAGCCGCACAUUGGAGGCACCCAGUUUCUUAGCUGUCAAACCCUUUAUUUGACUUUGUCAAGUGCAAAGCAUGAGAAGUGCUGCAGACCAAUACACAACGAGACAAAAAAAAAACCACAAACGGCGACAAUAACAAAAUGCAAUACAAAUGACAGUUUUACUGUAAUAAGAUUUACUAUAUGACAAACAUGCAAUUCAGCUUUGGCACCAUAGUAAUUGGACACUGCUGUGAGUAGGUAGUGCUAGCGUGCUGUCCUGGACGGACCUUAGGAUGAGCUGCAGAACUGGACUGUUUGUCUUCAGGCACUGUUUGAAUCUGCCUUAUAAACUCCCUGAUUUAUCCUUCUUUCUGAUUGAGGUCCAUAUACAUAUAAGCAAUAUUAACAAACCAAGUUGCAGAAAAACAAAGCGGCAUACUUGCCGUGGAAAAUUUGCUUGUACCAUUUGAACUCGAGCCUAUAUGCUUUAUAAUACUGAUGACAGUUAUUUCAACUAUGGUGAAGAACUGAUUGUUCAAAACAAGUUCAUUAUUGCUGGUUAUUCAGCAGAAGAUCAAGUACCGCAAG
This is a messenger RNA of Scleropages formosus (Asian bonytongue), 7067 nucleotides long. RefSeq names its product TSC complex subunit 2 (gene tsc2). Gene Ontology annotation, molecular function: GTPase activator activity. Gene Ontology annotation, cellular component: cytoplasm; TSC1-TSC2 complex; nucleus. Gene Ontology annotation, biological process: negative regulation of TOR signaling; negative regulation of insulin receptor signaling pathway; regulation of small GTPase mediated signal transduction. NCBI's taxonomy places the organism in Eukaryota, Metazoa, Chordata, Actinopteri, Osteoglossiformes, Osteoglossidae. The record is from RefSeq and is a predicted model, not a curated record.